AUGUCACACAGGAGUGCUGCCCCAAAUUCUCAUGAUGAAGACGAUGAUGAAACGAUUGGUUCCAGAAAGGGAAUUGACGGGGGCGAAGGGGGCAGCGCAAUGCUCAAAAACGGCUCCUGUGAUGGCCACAGCGCCAACGAUGAAAAAAGCGGUGGAGCACCGGCAAAUGGGAGUGAGGUUGCCGGAGUUGAAGCUGUCGAUGUUAUGGCAGACAGUGACUUUGAAAGCGAAGCCAGUAGUUUUGAAACUGAGGAGUUUGAAGACGAAGACGGAAGUUGA
Molecule: messenger RNA, 279 nt
Organism: Seminavis robusta
Lineage: Eukaryota; Bacillariophyta; Bacillariophyceae; Naviculales; Naviculaceae
Source: the annotation of a GenBank genome assembly